Messenger RNA from Momordica charantia (bitter melon), 1470 nucleotides. Its product is annotated as beta-amyrin 11-oxidase-like. NCBI's taxonomy places the organism in Eukaryota, Viridiplantae, Streptophyta, Magnoliopsida, Cucurbitales, Cucurbitaceae. The record is from RefSeq and is a predicted model, not a curated record. Gene Ontology annotation, cellular component: endoplasmic reticulum. Gene Ontology annotation, molecular function: ent-kaurenoic acid monooxygenase activity; heme binding; iron ion binding. Gene Ontology annotation, biological process: sterol metabolic process; brassinosteroid biosynthetic process; multicellular organism development.
AUGGAGUUCAAGAAUUGGUUGGUAUUGAUUCUUGCAGCCUUUGUUUUUGUUUUUGGAGUUUUGAAGAGAUUGAAUGGUUGGUAUUAUGGGGCCAGGCUGAGGAACAUAUGGGCUGAGCUUCCUCCCGGUGACAUGAGCUGGCCUCUUCUCGGUUCUACUCUAUCCUUCGUCAAAGAUGUUAGUAAUGGUCGACCUCAAAAUUUCGUUCACACCUUUUUCAACAGAUAUGGGAAAGUUGAUAUGUUCAAAACUCACGUACUUGGGAGAGCAAGUAUAAUCGUGUGCACACCUGAACUCUGCCGUCAAGUUUUAGGAGAUGAAGAAAAAUUUGUGCCUAGUUUACCCGUAAACAUAAAAUUGUUAUCGGGUAAAAAGUCACUGAUCCAAUUUUCGAAGGCAGAGCACCGGCGGCUCCGACGACUGAUGACGGCGCCGAUCAGCGGCCACACGGCGCUGGAGAUGUACAUCUGCCAUAUUGAAGAGACAGUGGUGGGUGGGUUGGAGGAGUGGGAGAGUAUGCAGAGGCCAAUAGAACUGUUGACAGAGAUAAAAAAGCUAACUUUCAAAGUUAUUUGGAAUAUUUUCAUGGGCUCAACCACCACAGACUAUUCCAUUGGAGAAAUGGAGGCUUUGUUUCAUGAUGUUUCAUUAGGGUUCAUGUCUUUGCCCAUCAACUUUCCUGGCUUCUCCUUCUAUAAAUCGUUCAAGGCUCGAAGACACUUAUCAAAAAUACUACAAUCAAUCAUCAAUAAAAAGAGAUCGGUGAAGAAAAGCAAAGGGGAAACUUGGGAGGCAAAAGAUAUGAUGGAUUUGCUUAUGGAAUUGAAAGAUGAAGAUGGCGAUGAAGAGUUGGAUGAUGAGACCAUUAUAGAUUUUAUUUUUGGUAAGCUGUUUGCAGGCCAUGAAACUUCAGCUUAUACUGCAAUGUGGGCAGUUUUGUUUCUCACAAAUCAUCCACACAUAUUUGAGAAGGCCAAGGAAGAACAAGAGAAGAUUAUUAGACGAAGGCCAUCGACUCGAAAGGGUAUAGUUCCCUCCGAAGUUAAACAAAUGAAAUCUCUCUCCCACGUGAUAGAUGAGACAUUUCGAGUUGGUGGUAUCAUAUUUUUGCUUUUUCGUGAAGCUACAACUAAUGUCAAAAUUAACGGUAAAGUUAUACCAAAAGGAUGGAAAGUCAUAACUUGGUUUGGGGAAAAUUACAUGGAUCCCAAACUGUUUCCUUCACCACAAGAGUUCAAUCCUUCAAGAUGGGAUAAUUUUGUAGCCACACCAGGAGCUUUCAUUCCCUUUGGAUUAGGAAGCAGGUUAUGCCCUGGAAUGGAUCUUGCCAGGCUCGAAAUCUCAAUUUUCCUUCACUAUUUUCUCCUCAAUUACAAGGUAGAACAGCUUAAUCCAAAAUGUCAGUUGACUUGGUUGCCAUUUCCUCACCCCAAAGAUAAAUGCUUGGCAAGAGUACUCAAAGUUGCAUGA